UAUUACCGAAUAGUGUGACAUGUAACGUGUCAAGAAAAGAAACAGUAAUCUACUUGUUUUUGUUUUGUUUUUGCAGUUUAAAUGGUCAUUUGCGUACUGUUCAGUUGAUUGGCAUUUGAGUAUACAUAAGAAUAAAUGACAUCAGUAUUUGAGCGAAGAUUACCCAUCUAAUAGAGGUUUGAACAGCCGUCGAGUUACAUUUGAUCGAAAAAGUUACUGUAGAAAUGACCUCAUUUAUUCCAACUGAACAUCAACAUAAUCGCUUCAAUCCAUUGAAUGGGCAAUGGGUUUUGGUAAGCCCGCAUCGUUUACAAAGACCAUGGUCAGGCCAGUCAGAGUCCCAGGCACAGAUUGACAACAUUCCAGACUAUGAUCCAUCCAACCCCCUUUGUCCUGGCAAUAAGAGAGGAAACGGAAAGGUAAACCCAAAGUACGAGUCAACUUUUGUAUUUCCGAAUGAUUUUCCUGCGCUUCUUGAAAACACACCAUCCCCGCCACCGAGUGACGAUCCUUUAUUCCGAAUUGGAGAGGCCAAAGGAACCUGUCGUGUUAUGUGUUUCCAUCCAAAGUUGAAUAGAACGCUACCUGUUAUGAAACCACUUGAAAUCGAACGUGUUAUCGACGAGUGGAUGAACCAGUUCAAGGAGCUAAGUCCGAAGUAUAAAUGGGUUCAAGUAUUUGAGAAUAAAGGUGCUAGCAUGGGAUGUUCAAAUCCUCAUCCGCAUUGCCAAAUUUGGGCCUGUUCAUUUCUACCCAAUGAGCCGUCAAUCAAAGACAUCAAUUUGAAAAACUAUUAUGCAAAGUAUGGGCGAUCUUUGCUCGACGACUACGUUGAAAAAGAAAUAGUUCGUCAAGAACGUGUUGUUAUCGAAAACAAGGACUGGUUGGUGGUGGUGCCAUAUUGGGCUGCAUGGCCAUUCGAAACGAUGCUCAUUUCAAGGAACAAACUUAAACGCAUGGAUGAAAUCGAUGACGCACAGAAGAAAAGUCUCGCCAUUGUUAUCAAGCAACUGACGACUAAAUAUGAUAAUUUGUUCAAAUGCUCAUUUCCUUAUUCAAUGGGAUUCCACGGUGCACCAACUGGACCAUCAGCAGCCAACGAAGAUAAUUCUCAUUGGACAUUGCAUGCUAUAUACUAUCCGCCCCUUCUUAGAUCGGCUUCUGUACGAAAAUUCAUGGUUGGUUUCGAAUUGUUGUGCCAAACACAACGCGAUUUAACAAGCGAGCAGGCAGCUCAACGUCUGCGCGAAAUGGACCAAAAUAUUCAUUUCUCGAUCAAUCAAACGAUUUAAAACUACAAAAGGCCAAACAAGAAAUAAAAGGAAAAAAAAACUUAGUAAAUUCAGUAAAUACGUAUGAGCAUGAAUGGCAAAUUCUUUUUUUUAAUUGUUAUAUCAUACACAAUUAUACAUCAUACAUAAAUAUUAUCUUCGGCUUUUUUGUCGACUUUCAAUCAUUUGGAAUUCUCUAAGUAAAUAUGCAAUACUGUAUCGAAGACGAUGAAACAUAGCGAUUGGUAUCUCAAAGGUUUUGUAUUCACCAUUUUGUAACAUCAUAUGAAAAACGAUUAUUGGCUGUGCGAUUCGCUCAACACCACUGGAAUGAAAAAAAAAGAGAACAAACACAAAUAAUUUCAAUGAUUCAUGCAGAAUUAUUUUCAGUUUUCAGCGACUACCUGUCAACUAAUGAAAUAUUGAUACACCAUUGAAAGCGUUUCGGUGGAGAUCGCAUACUUUUAACAUCACAAUAGUUUAGCGUUAGAGAGUCUCUAUAGUUCAAUAAUACUUUGGUGAAGUCUCCAAUGCAUUCGUCGUUGAAACCCAUCUGUUUUAAUCCUUCACGAAGAUCCUCUUCACGAACACUACCCUUUGGCGUUCUCAGAAAUAUUUGCAUUAUCUGUAAAAUGACAGAAAACAAUUCGCGAAAAUUUUCCGGUAUCUCAAUUCCAGUUUGGGAGAGUUUUGUAAGUGCCAGAUCAAGGAUUUCGGGCGCACAUACUCGACUCUCUAUAUAAUGUACAGAAACUAUGUGAAAAAAUUGAAAUAGAAAAAAGAUUGAAAUCAGUGUGCGACAAAAACUUUGAUAGUUGAUUAAAACUCUUUGCAUUACCUUGGAUUAGCACACGUAAAACUGGUCUCGUUAGCUGUGGCACAAAAACUUCAUAGUUUGCUAGUCCUUUCAAACUUCCUUUUAGUAGCUCCGUUCGCACAGACAUUUCACCAACUUUUUAUUUGAAAUUAUUGUAAUUGGUAUAAACUCUGUUUCUAGGUCACAAAGAUGGGAAAAAAUGAUGAAUUAAAUUGUUUAUUUUCUUUGGGUAAGACGUAAGUUUGACAGUUCAAAUAGACAGUAAACUGUUCUUGUUUUAAUGUGUAUAUUUUGACAGUUCAAUUUAUGUCGAAGCAACUUGUUCGAAAGUAUAAACAAAUAAAAAACAAAAAUGGAUUCGGAUCAAAUAGUCAAUUUUUUAAAUUCCAAAUUUGAUACAAAAAUAAAGUGUUCGUGUGCCGUAGAGGAUUUUUAUUCGAUAGAAAAUCUCAUAUCAAAUGAUGAACAGAAAUGUGAUCGUGGUUUCAUGGCAUUUAGAGUGGUCAAGCCGCCAGUCUCCUUAGAAUUUCAACUUUGCUGUUGUAUUGAAUUGGUUUCGAUCAAAAUUUGGCCCCAAAUCGAUUCACUGAAAUCGACUGGCUUUGAAAUAUUUGUCAACAGUGAUAGAGUACCAGAAUAUUGUAAAAUUGGCAGCCAUUUCAAUUUGCAAGAAAACUGCAUUCAAUUCAUAAAUGAUUCAAUCAAUAAUGGCCAGUACAACCACGAAAACAGCAGCAGUCGUGACGAGCAUUUUGCUGUGGUAUCUUUCUUCCCAUCAACAAAAAAUAAACUGCGAAGAGUGAAGAAUAUAAAAUGUGUUAUAAAACAAACCGCACGUUGCGUCCCGGUCAUCAAACGACUCGAAGUUUGGGGUAAAAUUUCGAAAUUUGCGACGGAUCAACAGAAAGAAAAGAUUCAUCAAAUAAUUAGAAAAGAGAUUGAGCAAGUCGAAUGCGUGGAAACAGAGAAAACUCGUAUAAAUGGUGAUAGCAGUAACCUAACAAUAAACCGAGAGCUCAACGAAGACUCAGCAAUUCCUGAACCUUUCUUGGACACAAUCACAUUUGAGAUAAUGGCACUGCCGAUGGUCCUACCUUCUGGAAAAAUAAUCGACAAUUCAACGCUUCUGAAACACAUCGAACAAGGGGAGAAAUGGGGUCGUGUUCCAUCAGAUCCAUUUACUGGUCAACCGUUUACCGAUUCCAGAAAACCAGUGCUAAACGUUCACCUGAAAGCGCAAAUCGACUCGUUCCUGCUGAAAAACUGUAGCAUGCAAUCUGUUGCAACACUGCCGAGAACUAUUGGCUCGAUAACAAAACGGCGAACAGAACAAAGCGAAUAUACUCUUCCUCCUAAAAAAUGCCAUCAAAACGAUACUAUUGAAACACCACUAUUGCCUUCACUAUCAUCAUCGUCAUCGUCAUCGUCAUCUUCAUUUUCAUCUUCAUCUUCAUCUUCAUCAACAGCAACAGCAUCCACUUUUCGAUCAUCAACUUUAGAAGUGAAAAGCCAGAGUAUGGAUGAAGCCAUUAGAGGUGUAUUGAAAAUAGGAAAAUAUACUUCGAAUGUUCCAACAGAAAAUAAUUUGAAUAUUAAAAAAUGUUUUCAAUGUGUAGAGCUGGUUAGCAAUAAUUUAUAUACAAUAACAAUUUGUUCGCAUUUGAUUUGUAGAAAUUGUUUAGUUGAGAAGAACAUUAGCAUAUGUAAAUGCGGUAGAGGAUUUAGCAAUAUUGAUGUGAAUAAGUAUCAUCAUAAAAUAAUUUUAUGAUUAAAACCAGCGAAAGAGAAAUGGUUUUGUUGUCGUUUAAUUAAUUUAACAGUUUAUAAAAUUGUCUUAUGUCAGCCAAACGAAAUUUAAUGAAGAAAUCUGUAAUUCAAGUAAA
Molecule: messenger RNA, 3971 nt
Organism: Sitodiplosis mosellana (orange wheat blossom midge)
Lineage: Eukaryota; Metazoa; Arthropoda; Insecta; Diptera; Cecidomyiidae
Gene: Galt
Product: probable galactose-1-phosphate uridylyltransferase
Exons: 9
Coding region: 225-1292 (355 amino acids)
Biological process (GO): beta-D-galactose catabolic process via UDP-galactose, Leloir pathway
Cellular component (GO): cytoplasm
Molecular function (GO): zinc ion binding; UDP-glucose:hexose-1-phosphate uridylyltransferase activity
Source: RefSeq, a predicted model, not a curated record